AUGAUACAAUCUUCUACACAGUCCGUGUUGUACGUAAGUGAAGAGGAUCAUAGAGAAUACUGUUAUUUUUUGCUGUCUCUUUCCAUUUCUUCCCAUCCUUUUUUGCUACACUGCGCAGAGGUGCCGACCAUUCUCACUGGCGGAGCACAGACAGUAGUCGAAGGAAAGCUGGCUAGUAUCGAAUGCGCUGCCGAAGGUCAUCCUCCACCAGUUAUUAGCUGGUUAAGAAACGGUAUACGAGUAGAAAGCGGUAUACAAGGUGUUCGAUAUGAUACUGAAGAUAAGAUGCUUAUAAUUACCGAUGUGCAAAGCUCAGAUUCUGGUAUUUAUGUAUGUGAGGCUACAAACGAGGCAGGAAUAGCUAGGCAAGCAUACACACUCGAAGUUUUAGGCAGGAGUCGCGCUGUAAAGGAGCGAAGAGCAGAGAAAUCGGGAAAUGUCGUACAACACCAUGGUCAUACGUCGUACAGGGAAAAGGUGACAAUAGUUAUAGCGGAGUCCCUCGGGGGAUAUGCUACUACGGAUCCACCGAGAUAG
Haemonchus placei is the source of this 537-nucleotide messenger RNA. The record is from the annotation of a GenBank genome assembly. NCBI's taxonomy places the organism in Eukaryota, Metazoa, Nematoda, Chromadorea, Rhabditida, Trichostrongylidae.